Molecule: messenger RNA, 348 nt
Organism: Colletotrichum phormii
Lineage: Eukaryota; Fungi; Ascomycota; Sordariomycetes; Glomerellales; Glomerellaceae
Exons: 1
Coding region: 1-348 (115 amino acids)
Source: RefSeq, a predicted model, not a curated record
AUGUUGAGCAACGCGAUCCGAAGACGGGCCUUGCCCUCCGUGGUGGCGGGCUCACGGUCAAUGCCUCCCGCCGCACGUACAACAGCCGCUUCCGGCGCCAGAUUUCUCAGCGACAAGCCCGGCCUCGAAUCCACAGACAUCAGGGACAUUGCAGACGCCAAGAAGACAAACCCACCCCAGCCAAAGAUUUCCAAUGCCAGCGUCAAUGGAGAGAAGCUUACAGAAGAGCAACAACGAGAGGUGGAUGAGCACAACCGGGACUUUGAGAGGAAGCAUGACACAGCACCAAGUGCCGAGGAUGACAAAGUUGACAAGAAAUUCUGGUCAAACAGAGAUGGCGGCAAAUGA